AUGAGGGACUUUCGUUACCACAUGCACAUUGUAGACGGGGGUGAUCCGACGAGCACAGUCACCGCCGCGACUUUGUUUGCUCACCUCACACUUCGUUGUGGGCAGUUGCGCAACCACUUGUUGCUCAGCGCAAGCACGACUGAUGCCAAGCGGCAACGGGAUGCGCUUCCGUCAAGUCUCAACGCAACACGAAUGGUGCAAUUAGCGGCAGCGGAGCCGUCCUCAGGCAGAAGCACGGAUGAUAAGAUUCUGCUCGCUGCGGAGGCACUUCUUCGUGGGGACGAAAACUUUCGUGCGAGUUUAGCCGUGGACACGGAGUGGAGUGGGCCUGUUGCCGAAGUGAAGGAUCGCAUUAUCCCAUACCCAUGCUUCAGCUGUGGGUUUGUUCAGUCGGAGGUCUUCCUCGCACGCUCUGGGGCGCGCUACUUUGACUUUAUUGCCACUGCCGAUGUUGCGAGCUUUAACUACUUGCUGAAUUACUACCAGGCGGUGCGUAUGCUUGAGGACGAGGAGGAACGGGCACGCAAGGGAAGUGCUCAUUCCGUCGGAUGGGACGAACAGCCAGAGGAACAACGACGAAGAAAGAAAGUGGGCAUCGUGCAUAUUCUUUGCGGAGAACCCGCGCGUGCGGGGCAUUUGCUUCAGCGAUUUAUAGAGCUGCUACUGGAAUUGGACGCCACGCCACGUGAGAAAAGUGCUGGAGAAGGGGCGGCGGGCAAUGAAGAGGCAUUUGCGUGGAUAAGCCGUGCCGAUGGCGUCAUAUGGCGGAUGUAUCAAUUGCUUGGUGUGGAUGUUCUCUUUGCGGUCAUGUAA
Trypanosoma cruzi is the source of this 813-nucleotide messenger RNA. RefSeq lists its product as uncharacterized. Bases 1 to 813 code for a protein of 270 amino acids. Lineage: Eukaryota; Euglenozoa; Kinetoplastea; Trypanosomatida; Trypanosomatidae. The record is from RefSeq and is a predicted model, not a curated record. The transcript has a single exon.